UUAAAAAAAUUACUUUUGAAUAAUAUGUUGAAAAUAUACGUCUCUUUAUGAGAGUGAACGAUCGAGUAUUGUUGGAAGUUAAGUAAGAGAACUAUUUCAAGAUUGAAUCUGUUUUUUGCUUAUAAGAAUUCAAAUAAUAGCGCUUGAAGGUGUGUAUGCCAAGAUGGCCGAACGCACUACACUUCCAAUGCAUGGGAAGCAUAGGUAACUGUUCCUCCACACCUUCCUUCCACCAAGUUAUUUUAAUAUUUCAGUCUUCAAUAGACAGGAAACAGCUGACUUUGAACCAGCUGUCUUUGCGAUUGUGCAUUUCUCUUCUCAUUCUCAUUUCUGCGGUACAAAGACAAACUGCAAAAAAUAUUGAAGUUUUAUAGGUUAAUUAAUUAUUUUGUAGGUCAUUAACAUUUCAAAUGUAUUAAUAUUAUUAUUGUCGGUUGGAGUGCAAAAAUUAUAAUUUCUGGUUCAAUAUAAAUAUUAGCUAAAAUGGCUGCUGCUGGUCGCAAGUUGACCACAGGCUUAACUGGUAUGAAGGUUCUCAAUGAGCCUCACAAAAUUUUGACUUCUAUUUAUUCAAAAAUACUCUCAGUCACUGCCAAGAUGCCUGAAAAUGCUGCAUACCGAAAGCACACCGAAGAAAUUGUAAAAACACGUUUGGAUGUUGUUAAAAGUACAACAAAUGUGGCAGAAUUGGAGUCCAAAAUAAACUGUGGCCAAGCAGAAGAGUUGGUCAUUCAGGCUGAUAAUGAGUUGCAAUUGGCUAGGAAAAUGCUCGUUUGGAAGCCAUGGGAGCCUCUCAUCGCUGAUCCCCCACCUAACCAAUGGAAGUGGCCGCCUGUUAAAUAAUUCUAAUAUUGAAACCGAUUUCAAACAUGAUUAGUCAUAAUAUUACUUGUUUCUGAUAAUCCAUUAUAAAAAAAUACAAUAGUAGUUAUACCUUGCC
Messenger RNA from Nilaparvata lugens (brown planthopper), 940 nucleotides. RefSeq names its product NADH dehydrogenase [ubiquinone] 1 alpha subcomplex subunit 5 (gene ND-13B). The record is from RefSeq and is a predicted model, not a curated record. The transcript is spliced from 3 exons. Gene Ontology annotation, biological process: respiratory electron transport chain. Bases 484 to 843 code for a protein of 119 amino acids. NCBI's taxonomy places the organism in Eukaryota, Metazoa, Arthropoda, Insecta, Hemiptera, Delphacidae.